This is a messenger RNA of Triticum dicoccoides, 1603 nucleotides long. RefSeq names its product ankyrin repeat and SOCS box protein 3-like. NCBI's taxonomy places the organism in Eukaryota, Viridiplantae, Streptophyta, Magnoliopsida, Poales, Poaceae. The transcript is spliced from 11 exons. Bases 140 to 1366 code for a protein of 408 amino acids. The record is from RefSeq and is a predicted model, not a curated record. Gene Ontology annotation, molecular function: protein binding.
CGACCAAAGCAAGCGAGGAAGAGGCAGCAGGCUGACACAGAGAGAGAAGACGGGCCCCAACCCCCCACGCCGCGCCGCAGGGUUCUCCGUCGUCGCCGCCGGCAAGCUUCCGACCGACCGGCGGGCGAGAUCGUCGGCCAUGGACUCUCCACCUCCGUUCAUCUACUGCCCCCCAGCCGGCGACGCCGACGACGCCGGCGAGAAGGCCCUCAUCAAGGCGGCCAUCGACGGCAACCUCGGCCGCCUCAAAGGUAUUGUAAAGCGGCUCACCAAAGGAAAUGGCGACCGGUCGGCGAUUUUUUCUUUCAACAACGAUGGACUCUCUGUGUUGCAUAUCGCGGCAAGCUUUGGCCAUCUGGAUAUUUGCAAGUAUUUGGUGGAGGAGCUCAAGGGAGAUGUAAAUGCUCCUGGACAUGGAGUAGCUCUAGGUGCGACUCCAUUUAUGGUGUCUGCUCAGUCUGGUGAUGUUGCUGCCGUCAAGUAUUUUCUUGAUCGUGGCGGUGAUGUAAUGAAAGCAGAUGACAAAGGACAAACAGUUCUCCACCAUGCUGUGGCUGCAGGAUGCUGCAAGGUAACAGAGUUCCUCCUUUCAAAAGGAGUGCCGGUCGACAUAGACUACGGCCGUGGAACACCAGCCUUUCUGGCUGCUGUAAAUGAGCAGGAUAAGACAUUGAAGAUUUUGUUGGACCACCAUGCAAACCCUAAUGUCAUUGUCAACGGUAUGGGAAAUCCUCUGUGUAUGGCUCUUGUUUACCGUUCAUUGAAGUGCAUGAAGCUACUCAUUAAGGCUGGUGCGGAUGUUAAUUGCAAGGGUUGUGCUAUGACUCCUUUGGUGUUUGCUACGGGACGAGGAGGUUAUACGAACUACAUUCAGUUCCUAUUGAAGGCUGGAGCAGAUCCUAAUAUUCCAGAUGAUUUAGGUAGGUUGCCAAUAGAGUUUGCUGCGGUGCGUGAUUGCAAGGAAGAGGUUGAAAUGUUGUUUCCUUUGACUAACCCAAUUCCAAAUGUCCGAAACUGGAGUAUUGAGGGAGUAAUUUCUUAUGCAAAAAUUCAAGAUAAAAAGCCGAUGGCAAUAGAUCAUGCAGAGAGUGCAGCACUGUAUGCAAACAGGAGUGUUUGUAAACUGCUCAUGGGUGAUGGUGAAGGUGCUUUGUCGGAUGCUCUCAGGUGCAGAAUGCUGCGACCUGAUUGGGCCAAAGCUUGCUACCGUCAAGCUACAGCUCACAUGCUACUCAAGGAGUAUAAACAAGCCUGUAAUGCUCUCUUGGAUGCACAAAAGCUGGAUCCUGGGAAUGCUGAAAUUGAGCGUGAACUACGGAAGGCUAGGGAACUCAUGAAGAAUCCUCCUGCUGAAGGCGAGCAGUGAGGGGCGUGCACGUUGAACUGCAGGCAGCAACAUGUGCCAGUUCUUACUAAAAGUGGAGUUAGCAUCAACUUCUAAUCCUUGUGUUUUAUUAGAACCGAAAGGCUGAAAUGUGUGGCGAAUCUUGCGUCUUCAGAUUUCUAAGAUGAUUUUUUAUGAGAUUUUCUUGUCUGUCCCUUGGAUCAUAGUAGCCAUUUCCUUUACUUUUGGAUGAGUAUGCUUGCAAUUCCAAUUAUUCAA